UCCAAUAGAGUGUGUACAUCCAAUGCCUUGCAGGGUUGCAAGUUCAAGCCACAGUCAUGACAAGUUAUGGCCUAAUUUCCUGGUCAAAACACUCACACACUCAUUUUGACUCUUUCAAAUCCAAAAGUGUAAAUGAGUACCUGCAUGUUCUUUGAUUGGAGAACUAAGCGGCCAUCGGCUGUGACGUGACAUCAACCACAGUAGUCCAGGCGAGACUUUGGGUGCUCACACUUUAGUUAGUUUCACAAGCCGGUACUCCUGUCAAUAUAGUCUCCAGGACAAUGCUAGCGCAGGCCCAGUGUUCUCCUGAGUAGAGCAUGCACAUGCAGGAGUCCAGCUGUUAGCUUGUGGAGUGACCAGUAUCUGGGGGCCUUCCUAACGUUUACCUUUUUUAUUGUAGUGUGUGUGUGAGUGUGUGUGUGUGUGUGUGUGUGUGUGUGUGUGUGUGUGUGCGUGUGUGUGUGUUUGCAUACAUGUACAUGCAAAUGUCUGAGGUUUUUGGAACUUCGUUGAUUUAUUGCAAAACAACUAUGAUUUGCAGAAUCUCGGAAACAUUUUGCUAGUGUGAAAGCCUCUAUCGACGACAGAUGCACAAGGUUCCGACAGCCUCUUUCCGAGAAACAACUUGACUAUUUCUACAAACGCGCCGUCGUAGACGAUAAUCACAAAGUUAUCUAUUGUCCUGUUUGGAAGUCAGGCUCGACCUCUUGGAGAGCAGUUAUGCUUGUACUGGAAGGCUCAUUCAAGUUUCUCGACGAUGCCGUUAAAUCAGUUCGUUGGGUUAGAGGCUUGACAACACUGAAAUCGUACAAGAACAGAUCAGAAAUUGAACUCAGACUUAGAACUUACAAAAAGUUUAUGGCUUACAGAGAGCCAAUCAAUCGUUUCGCAGCAGACUACUUAAUGUUGAAAAGGAAAGGUGAAGGUUACGAACGACAAAGUCGCGAAAUAGUAAAAUACGCUAACUCCGUGAGAGGACGUCGUGAUCCCAAGCAUCUGUGGCAAAACAUGAGCAUCUGCGACUUUGCCAAGUUUGUGUCUCGUUUCGGUAACGAGACAACGAAAAUGAUUAAAUUAAAUCACCAGUGGAUACCACAGAAUAUGGCGUGUUAUCCGUGUCACAUUAACUACGAUUAUUACAUCGAUAUGGAGAGUUCAACCGUUAACAGAGACAGUCGCUACCUUUUGAUGAUUCUAGGCGCGCCACAUUGGUUGAAGAUGCCUCACGUCAAUCCUACGACUAAAGACAAAACUCCGCAUUUGUUGCAACUAUCUGAGCAGUUGUACAAUCAACUUAUGUCUGUUUACUACAAUGACUACGAGAUUUUUGGUUUUAGGUAACCAGAGCGCAGUAGCAUGAGACCCUGAAUGUGUAAAUUUCAAUCAUCCUUAAUGAUUUAUAGUAUGUUUAGGACUUAUUUGCAUGCAAUUUUUUAGCUUCACUAUAAGAAUCUUAGACAUCGGUACUUAUAACAUAGGGUCUACGAAAAUACUAAAUU
Messenger RNA from Corticium candelabrum, 1499 nucleotides. Its product is annotated as carbohydrate sulfotransferase 14-like. The transcript has a single exon. Gene Ontology annotation, molecular function: sulfotransferase activity. Gene Ontology annotation, cellular component: membrane. Lineage: Eukaryota; Metazoa; Porifera; Homoscleromorpha; Homosclerophorida; Plakinidae. Bases 721 to 1341 code for a protein of 206 amino acids. Gene Ontology annotation, biological process: carbohydrate biosynthetic process. The record is from RefSeq and is a predicted model, not a curated record.